This is a messenger RNA of Cokeromyces recurvatus, 750 nucleotides long. RefSeq lists its product as uncharacterized. The record is from RefSeq and is a predicted model, not a curated record. NCBI's taxonomy places the organism in Eukaryota, Fungi, Mucoromycota, Mucoromycetes, Mucorales, Mucoraceae. The transcript is spliced from 4 exons. Bases 47 to 484 code for a protein of 145 amino acids. Gene Ontology annotation, biological process: endoplasmic reticulum to Golgi vesicle-mediated transport.
UUUUUUUUUUCUUAAAUGAAUAAACCUUUUUUAUUUAUAUAUUUGCAUGUCUAGACAAUUUGGGAAUAGGAGCAGUGUAAGGAGUUAUCAAAAUUUGCAUAACAGAUCCGCUUUAUUUGCAGGAGCAGAUGAAAGACGAAGUCCAUCACCAUUGUCUAGAAAUGGAGAACCAAUGGUUAGCAUGAAUAUGAAUGAUAGAGAUUUAGAUUACUUGGAAAGUCAAAAUGAUGAAGAAAUUUCUGGAUUAUCUGCAAAAGUGCAAAUUUUGAAAAAUAUUACUGGAAAAAUAGGAGAAGAAAUACGUUCUGGAAACAGUUUUCUUGAACAAAUGAAUGAUCAAUUUUCAAAUACAGGGUCAAUACUUGGGAAAACAAUGGAUAAUUUCAAAAUAAUGGCAUCAAAGGAAUCUGGGACUAUGUGGUGUCUUUUGACUUUAUUUAUUGUGUUUAUUGUAUUUUUCUUUUAUUAUUGGUUUUUCAAAUAAAGUACAUGUAGAAUAAGAAUGGGACACUUUUAAGACGUUUGUAUUAUUAUAAUAGGGAUUGAUUGACAGACAGACAGACAGUCAUUCGUUAUAUGUAUAUAUACUAUCUACAUAUGAAAUGACUUUAUAAAUGGAUAUAUAGCAUUUAUAGUUCUAUACAUACAGAGAGCAUUUUAUAUAUUUAAUGGUAUAACAAAUCAUUAUAAAGAAGAUAGAUGUACAUAGUAUUAGAUUAAUGAUUAGAUUCACGUUCAUUCAUAGAAGAA